This is a messenger RNA of Caenorhabditis elegans, 1084 nucleotides long. RefSeq names its product Annexin (gene nex-3). Gene Ontology annotation, molecular function: calcium-dependent phospholipid binding; calcium ion binding. The transcript has 6 exons. Lineage: Eukaryota; Metazoa; Nematoda; Chromadorea; Rhabditida; Rhabditidae. The record is from RefSeq and is marked reviewed. The coding region runs from base 13 to 966 and encodes 317 amino acids.
AAAACCGACAUAAUGGCAACUGCAAAGAUCCAUUUCAAGCCGUAUUUUGAUGAGGUUGCCGCCUCGGAGCAACUAGAGAAGGCUCUUAGAAACAAGGAGAAACUGAAGAUUUUGGAAAUCUUGGUUUCGGUUAAUAAUACACAGAGACAGAUGAUCCGCACACCCUACAAAACUCGUUACGGAAAGGAUUUGGAAGAUGAAAUCAAAAAAGCAUUUUCUGGAGAUUUCGAAGAUUUUCUCGUUGCUCUACUUCAAACUCCUACUAAACUAGACGUGACUGAGCUGAAUCGAUCUGUGAAGGGUCUUGGAACAAAUGAGAAAAAUUUGAUCGAAAUUCUGACAACUAGGACUAACGAGGAAAUUGAAGCGGCGAAAAACACUUACUUCAUGACUUACUCCAAAUCAUUGGAAGAUGCAAUUUCUGCUGAUACUUCUGGAGACUUCCGGCGUCUUCUCAUUGUCAUUCUCCAAGCAAAACGCGAAGAAGGUGGAUUCGCUGAUACAUUCAAAGUUGGGCCUCACGCUGCUCAAAUUCUGAAAAGUUUUGACAAAAAGUCUGGAGUCGAAAAAUUCGAUGCGUUCAAGAUCUUUGCAACAUGCAAUGGAGCUCAUAUUCAAAAAGUUAUUGAAGAAGUCGAGAGACAAUCUGGAAAAGAGUUCCAGAAACUUAUUGACAAGGAGCUCAGCGGAGAUUUCAAGAAUUUGGUGUUGUCUCUUAUUGAGACUUCGAGAAAUAAGCCUCGAUAUUUUGCAAAUUCGAUUCAUUUGGCAACCAAGGGAAUGGGAACACGUGACAAGGAUCUUAUUCGUAUUCUGGUAUCCCGAUCGGAAAAUGAUUUGGUGAUCAUUGAACACGAAUUUCAAACUCUUUUUGGAAAACCAUUGACUCAGCUAAUCAAGGAGGAGUGCAAGGCAGAAUACCGUGAUGGUUUGACGAUGCUUGUCAAGGGAAAUCCAAGACCUUAGAAAAUGAAAUACAAACUAUCGAUUAAAAUGCUUUCUGUUUGAAAUUGCUUUACAUUGAAACUACUUUAUAAAAUCUAUUUCUAAACGUUUUUAUUUUAAUAAAAGUUUGAAAAAUGAC